Messenger RNA from Phyllostomus discolor (pale spear-nosed bat), 2746 nucleotides. RefSeq names its product serpin family I member 1 (gene SERPINI1). The transcript has 9 exons. Gene Ontology annotation, biological process: negative regulation of endopeptidase activity. The record is from RefSeq and is a predicted model, not a curated record. Gene Ontology annotation, molecular function: serine-type endopeptidase inhibitor activity. The coding region runs from base 166 to 1398 and encodes 410 amino acids. NCBI's taxonomy places the organism in Eukaryota, Metazoa, Chordata, Mammalia, Chiroptera, Phyllostomidae.
AGGGAGAGGCGGAGCUUUUGUUCUGUAGCUGCUGAAGGCGCAGCCUGGACUGUAGUUUCCCGGGAGAGGAGAGCAGAAACGGGAGCGGAGCGCAGUCGUCUGAGCAUCAGCUCCCGCAUCCCGCCAGGGGUUGCAGGUGUGUGGGAGGAUUGAAACUGUUCCAACAUGGCUUUCCUUGGACUUUUCUCUUUGCUGGUUCUGCAAAGUCUGGCUGGAGGAGCCACUCCCCCUGAGGGAACCAUUGCGGAGUUGUCAGUAAAUAUGUAUAAUAACCUCCGAGCCACUGGGGAAGAUGAAAAUAUUCUUUUCUCUCCAUUGAGCAUCACCCUUGCAAUGGGAAUGAUGGAACUUGGGGCCCAAGGAUCCACCCUGAAAGAAGUUCGCCAUUCAAUGGGAUAUGACAGCCUGAAAACUGGUGAAGAAUUUUCUUUCUUGAAGGAGUUUUCUAACAUGGUAACUGCUGAAAAGAGUCAGUAUGUGAUGAAAAUUGCCAAUUCCCUCUUUGUGCAAAAUGAAUUUCACAUCAAUGAUAAGUUUUUGCAAAUGAUGAAAAAAUAUUUUAAUGCGGAAGUAAAUCAUGUGGACUUCAGUGAAAAUAUUGCUGUGGCCAACCAUAUCAAUAAGUGGGUGGAGAAUAACACAAAUAGUCUGUUGAAAGAUUUGGUGUCCCCAAGAGAUUUUGACUCUGCCACUCGCCUGGCCCUCAUCAGUGCUGUCUAUUUCAAGGGUAACUGGAAGUCACAGUUUAGACCUGAAAAUACUAGAACAUUUUCCUUCACUAAAGAUGAUGAGAGUGAAGUCCAAAUUCCAAUGAUGUAUCAACAAGGAGAAUUUUAUUAUGGGGAAUUUAGUGAUGGUUCCAAUGAAGCUGGUGGUAUCUACCAAGUCCUAGAAAUACCAUAUGAGGGAGAUGAGAUAAGUAUGAUGCUGGUGUUGUCCAGACAGGAAGUUCCACUGGCCACUCUGGAGCCACUGGUCAAAGCACAGCUGAUUGAAGAAUGGGCAAACUCUGUGAAGAAGCAAAAAGUGGAAGUGUACCUGCCCAGGUUCACAGUGGAACAGGAAAUUGAUUUAAAAGAUGUUUUGAAGGCGCUUGGAAUAACUGAAGUUUUCAACAAAAAUGCAAAUUUGACAGCCCUGUCUGAUAACAAAGAGAUUUUCCUUUCCAAAGCAAUUCACAAGUCCUUCAUCGAGGUUAAUGAAGAAGGCUCCGAGGCUGCUGCCACCUCAGGAAUGAUCGCAAUUAGUAGGAUGGCCGUGCUGUAUCCUCAAGUCAUUGUGGACCACCCAUUUUUCUUUCUUAUCAGGAACAGGAGAACAGGUACUAUCCUAUUCAUGGGACGAGUCAUGCACCCUGAAACAAUGAACACAAAUGGACAUGAUUUUGAGGAACUUUAAGUCAUUUCACUUGAAUAACAAGAAAAAAUAGUAACUAAGCACAUUAUGUUUGCAACUGGUAUAUAUUUAAGAUUCGUGUUUUACAGUAUAUCUUAAGAUAAUAUUUAAACUAACUCCAUAUAAAAACAGUAUGUAAAUUAUAAGCCAACUUGUCAAGGAAUGUUAUCAGUGUUAAUGAGGUAAUGGUCUUGUCGUGUCAUGUGUGUUGUGUCGGUAAUUAAAAUAAAAGUACAUAGUGAACAUGUGGACAACUCUGCUUUUCAUUGUAGAAGUUAUAGUGUAAAGAUUCCUCUAGGUGAAAUCUGGGAGCAGUGAGGUUUCUGGACAUCUUAAAUCUUUUUUAAUCAUGCAGACUCAAGGCACCAAGGUAAAUGAGCACUGUAUGCUUGUACUUAACAAGCAGCAACAAGUGAAAUGAAGGCAAGCACUCUGCAAAAAUUCAGUUUGUUUUUUCCUCCAAAGAUGGUGUACAGUGUAAUAUAAAAGCAUCCCAACUGACCAUCUUCUGCAUGGCUCCAUGACAAAACGUGUUAGAAAAAAAAUAGGGCUGUGCAAACCCAUAGCUUAUAGCUCUGAUUUAUUUACCAUGUCUUUCAAAAUAAUCUGCUUGGCAUCAGAAGGCUUAUGUAGCUAACCAGCCUGGUAUAUCGCCAUGUUUUGAUGCUGCAAAUAAAAUCCAAGCUACAACCAAGUUCUCAAAAGUCCCAAAGUGAACCAUGUAAACAAAUUAGUAACAAAAAUAUGCUCUAUGAUAUGUCUGUGACCAGAGAAUUAACUAGAAAAAACAUGCUAGUAUAGAUACCAGAAAUCAGCAUGGCAUGGGCUGAAUUCUACCCACAAAAGUGUUUUUGUUUGUUCUGUGUAGGUUUUUACAGUUUGAAUUUGAAUGUCUGUAAUUGAGGUACCAAAGUUUUGUUUCUCCCAUUAUCUGAUGGCUCCUAGUGCAUUUGUUCGAGACCUCCAGAGAGUUACAAGUACUUUGCAGAACAUAUUGAUCUUAUUCUCUAGAACAAGAAGUAGUUCAUUCCAACAUGGGGCAGGUCUCUAGUGAAUUACUUUGUUAUCUAUUGGCUGAAAUAAUGGUAUUCUUCUGGAAAGUGGGGAGAAAAAAAGAAAGGAUGGUCUGAUCAUGUUCUAUGAAUGGAACUAGAAGCAUUUAAUGCCAAACAUUAACUUUAAUUCCAUUCAGGAGACUUGCUUGGGGGAAACAGGUCUGGCCCUAGACCUACUGAAUUUUAAACUCUGAGGGAAAACUUGAAAGCCUGUAUUUUUAAACAAGUUCCUUGGUGAUUUGGUUACAUGCUAAAUCUUGAAUAUUGCCAAAUAAAGGAUACAUGUGGAAUACUUA